GCACUUAUCAUCAUGUGCUAUGCAUCUUAUAUAAACUUAGCUGAAGCCAUACACAAUUAGUUUGAUUUGCAUCGUUAGCAACAACAUAAUGAAUAUUACAUUAUAUUGUUUUGAAGAAACCGUAUAACCGUGUGUUGUUAAAAUGGCAUCAAAUAACAAUCAAUUAUUUCGCGGAUUAUUGCAGAAACCUUACGAACCAAUAUUUUUUCCAAAAUCGGAUGGUAAAUUAUUUUAUGAUCUACCAGGGGCGUACUUCACUGACGAAUAUCGCGAAUACGGACCAUCGAUACAAAAUCGCUUCGGUAGUAAUGCAGAAACGGUUAUACCAUUUCCUAACAUCACGCCACCAGAUUUGUCGUUUGCGAAUGUUGUUAAACGCCGAGGUGAAUUCUCAGUAUUUAACCAAGCACAUCGACGAGCUUCGAGCCACUUAAUUCAACUGUUUCUUGACCAACCGGACCCUGCUAGUCUUAUUGCCACGGCAGCAUACAUACGGGAUCGCCUCAACGCGCCACUGUUUCAGUAUGCGCUUUCAGUUGCAUUGCUUCAUCGUUCAGACACGCGAGAUGUGGAAAUUCCCAGUUUCUUGGAAUUGUUUCCCGAUCGUUAUGUCGAUCCGAGUGUGUUCCCUAAAUUACGAGAACAAGGAAACGUGCUGGAACGUGGCAAUCGACGCGCCAUCGAUAUUCCACUCAACUACACUGCAUCCGAUCAGAUCGACGAACAACGUGUAGCAUAUUGGAGAGAGGACACUGGCGUCAGUUUGCACCAUUGGCAUUGGCAUUUGGUGUACCCGUCUUCUGGGCCAGACUUAGUAGUACGCAAGAAUCGGCGAGGAGAAUUGUUUUACCAUAUGCAUCAACAGACGAUAGCUCGUUAUAAUAUCGAGCGAUUUGCGAACGGCUUGCCGCGUGUCCGAUCGUUCAGUCAGCUGAGAGAAACAAUUCCAGAGGCAUAUUUUCCCAAAAUCGUCAGAACUUCCGAUGGUAGAGCUUAUUCAGCUCGUUAUCCCAACCAGGUGUUGAAUGAUGUAAAUCGAGCUGAAGAUGAAUCCGUUGUCAAAAUUGUAGAUAUGGAGUCAUGGAUCCAUAGGAUAUUUGAAGCUAUCGAUAAUGGAACCGCAAAAGGAGCGAACGGCGAACUAAUUCCUCUUAACAACAAUCGAGGAAUAGAUGUGCUAGGUGAUAUGCUUGAGGCCAGUACGCUGUCCAUAAAUCCAACAUAUUAUGGAGAUUAUCACCAAAACGGACAUGUAAUGUUGGGUUACAUUCACGAUCCCGAUAAUGCUUAUUUGGAGGGCGUUGGCGCAAUUGGCGAUAACACUACAACCAUGCGCGAUCCUUUGUUUUAUCGUUGGCAUCAACAUAUCGAUGACAUAUUUGUGAGACACAAACAGCGUCUUCCAGCCUAUUCAACUCAAGAUCUGCAAUUUAGCGAUGUGUCUAUCGACUCUUACGGUGUUCAGCUUAACAAAGCCGAUGCGCCAAAGAAUGUGCUCCUCACGUAUUGGCAACGUACACAAUUUGAUCUAGGGAUCGUCCCGAACGGAAACUUUUUCGUAACCUUCACCCACAUUCAACAUGCCCCAUUUGCUUAUCAUGUUCAAGCGACUAAUCACAGCAACACGCCUAAACGAGGGUAUGUGCGACUGUUUCUAGCACCCAAAGUGGAUCACAAGCGUCAGCUCAUGCCAUUCCAAGAUCAACGGAGACAUAUGGUGGAGCUUGAUAAAUUUCUAGUAGAGCUAAGGCCAGGAUCGAAUAAUAUUACCCGGCGAUCGGAGCAAUCAAACUUAACCAUCCCUUACGAACGCACAUUCCGAAACAUUGCCAGCUCUAGGGAGCCUGACUCGGAACCAUUUCAAUUUUGCAAUUGCGGCUGGCCAUCACACUUGUUGCUGCCAAAGGGUUCAACCGAUGGUACAGAAUAUGAGUUUUUUGUGAUGAUUUCCGACUACAAUCAAGAUCGUGUGGAGGAAUUCAAUGAGAGCGACAAUUGCAACGAUGCUCAUCUGUUUUGUGGUCUUCGAGAUCGUAAAUACCCUGAUGCCCGCAGCAUGGGAUAUCCGUUUGAUCGAUUUACCGCUUCUUCAGUACGAACCUUACACGAUUUUGUACGCCCGUAUAAAAAUAUGUUUGUUACAACCGUAUCGAUACGAUUUACAAAUACUGUUAUCUUUAGCAUAGUUAUGUCCUCGCUUGAAAACCAGUUCCGCGGAUUGCUGCAGCAUCCGUAUGAACCACUAUUUUUCCCAAAAAAUAAUGGGCAAUUGUUGUACGAUCUGCCAGAUCGAUUCUUUACGGAUCGCUAUCGUGCGAUCGGUCAAAAUCUGAUCAACAGAUUCGGUAACGCGGUUACAUCGCCAGCCGGUGCGAGUGCUGACACACCCGUUCCCAGUCGGGUUGCUUUAAAAGAUAUUCCAGAGCCGAACCUUCAGUUCGCAGAAGCCAUCUCUCGACGCAGCGGGUUUUCACUAUUCAUUCCCCAACAUCGUAAAAUAGCUGGACAGCUAAUUGAGUUCUUUCUUUCGCAACCGGAUGCCGAAUCAUUAGUCUCCGCUGCAGCAUUUGCAAGAGACCGUCUUAACGCUCCUCUGUUUCAAUAUGCCCUGUCAUCAGCCCUACUCCAUCGUACAGAUACCAACAAUGUUCCUGUUCCAUCAUUUUUGCAUCUUUUUCCUGACCAGUUUGUCGAUCCCGCUGUCUUUCCGAGGUUGUUGGAGGAAGGACGAGCUGUGCUUCAACCUAAUCGGAUGGCUAUUGACAUUCCUAUGAAUUAUACCGCAUCAGAAAACGUUAGAGAACAAGCGGUGGCAUAUUUUCGAGAAGAUAUCGGCGUUAACUUACAUCACUGGCAUUGGCACCUUGUGUAUCCAGCCGAUGGGCCAACUAGUGUGGUUCGUAAAGAUCGGCGUGGCGAGCUCUUUUAUUACAUGCAUCAGCAGAUGUUGGCAAGAUAUCAGAUUGAGCGAUACAGUAACGGUCUAGGGCGCAUUCCGGUGCUUAACAACCUACGGAAUCCGAUAGCAGAACCAUACUAUCCAAAAAUUAUACGAAGUGCAGACAAUCGUACCUAUCCAGCUCGAUAUCGAAACAUGGUACUGGCAGACGUUAUCAGACCGAAUGAUCAACUACAGGUUGUGAUAAGCGAGGUGGAACUCCAGCUACAACGGAUUGCAGAAGCGAUAGAUGCAGGAUCGAUAGUAGCGUCCAAUGGACAACGAGUUCCGCUCAAUAAUUUUAAUGGAAUAGAUGUGCUAGGUAACAUCGUGGAGAGCUCGACCAUCUCGGCGAAUGGGGCCUUUUACGGUGAUACACACAAUAGUGGCCACAUUCUACUGGCCUUCAUUCACGAUCCUACAGGGGAAUUUUUGGAAAGCUUUGGGGUAAUGGGUGAUGUGACAACGGCUAUGCGAGACCCCAUUUUUUACCAAUGGCAUUCAUAUGUGAACAACAUUUUCCUAAGACACAAGAAUUUGUUGUCUCCCUACACGGCUAACGACCUUUCGAACCCUGGGGUUAACAUCGUGAACUUCGAAACGGAACUGGAUCGACAAGGCUCAGUGAAAAAUGUACUCCUAACAUUCUGGCAACGAACACAGAUCGAUCUAGGUGCUGGGCUCGAUUUUGGUCCAGAAGGAUCCGCCUUCGUCACAACCACCCAUCUCCAGCACGCGGCAUUCAAUUAUCGUUUUCAGAUUAUUCUGUCUGGUAGUGCACGCGAAGGUACGGUUCGCAUAUUUCUGGCGCCGAAGCGAAACGAGCGCGGCCAAGCAUUGGCUUUUGACGAGCAACGUCGUCUUGCAAUAGAAAUGGACACGUUUCGUAUUAACCUGAAAUCGGGAGUAAAUAACAUUUUACGUCGGUCGGCCAACUCUAGUGUCACCAUACCAUAUGAGCGUACUUUCCGCAACGUUUCACAAUCAAACGCUGGCGAUUCAUCUUUCCGGUUUUGCGGAUGCGGAUGGCCUUCGCACAUGCUUCUUCCAAAAGGCGACUUCAUUGGAGUAGAAUACGAUUUAUUCGCAAUGGUUUCUGACUACACAAAGGAUAGAGUCAACCCCCAAUUUGAUGAAAAAAUCGAAUGCAACGAUGCCCAUUCGUUCUGUGGGUUGAGAGAUCAAACAUACCCCGACGCACGUAACAUGGGCUUCCCUUUCGAUCGUCGUGCUAGCAACAAUAUACGAUCUUUUGGAGACUUUGUUGCCCCUUACCAAAAUAUGCGUAUGGCAACAGUAACGAUUCGUUUUACAAAUACAGUAGUUGCAAGAACGAAUGGAAACAACACAAUAUCACUCCUUAAGUGUGGUAACAGUUCAUUAAGUGAAAGUUUGUUAAAAAAAAUUACAAUGUCUGACGUCGAAGUUGGAUUUCUGUGUCUUAUGACCCGUCCAACGGAGCCUCUAUUUUAUCCUAAAUACAAUGGUGAAGUAUUCAUGGAUUUGCCAACGGAAUAUUUAUCGAGUCGAUACCAGGUAGUGGCUGAUUGGAUAAAAAAUCACUUCGGCUCGACUGCGAAGCGACAAGUUGCAAUUAAAUCGAUUGACUUACCGGAUCUAAGUUACGCAGCACUCGUUCCACGAUAUGGAGACUUCAAUUUGUUCAGUACUGCGCAAAGGAAAGUGGCUGGACAGUUAGUGUCCGAUCUGAUCGCGCAACCGGAUGCCGAAUCAAUGUUAUCUCUGGCAAGCUAUGCCAGGGACCGGAUGAACCCCACAUUGUUCCAGUACGCUCUCUCAAUUGCACUAAUGCACAGGCAAGACACCAGAAACGUUCCAAUUCCAUCGUUUUUGGAAAUGUUCCCGGCACGCUUUGUGGAUCCAAUGGUUAUCCCGCAGGCUCGUGAAGAAGGAUUCAUAGUUCAGCAGGGAGCACGUGUAGCGAUAGACGUACCGGUCAACUUUACAGCUUCAGACAAUGAGGUCGAACAACGAUUGGCUUACUGGAGAGAAGACAUUGGUCUGAACCUUCACCAUUGGCAUUGGCACUUAGUUUAUCCUCAGGAAGGUCCACUUGAAGUAGUAGAUAAGGACCGUAGAGGCGAGCUGUUCUAUUAUAUGCAUCGUCAGGUAGUUGCACGGUAUAACGUAGAACGAUUCUCUAGCCUGCUACCAGCUGCAAAGCCCCUGUUGAAUCUUCGUGAACCAAUACCUGAAGCAUAUUUUCCCAAAAUAUUAAACAGUGCGCUAAAUAGGACGUAUCCCGGAAGAGCAGCAAACCAAUUGAUAAGCCACGUGAAUCGGCCCGAAGACGAUGCAGUUUCUACUAUCUUGGAGAUGGAGACAUCUUUGGGCCGAAUAAUGGACGCAAUACAAUCGGGAUUCAUUUUGGCGGACGAUGGGAGCCGUAUUCCGCUAGAGGAGGGAAGUGGAAUCGAUCUGCUGGGAAACAUAGUUGAGAAUUCAUUGCUUUCAAAGAAUUUAGCUUACUAUGGGAACUAUCACUCCUUGUUACAUUCCAUGAUCGGGUUUAUGCAUGAUCCCGAUAAUCUUUUCUUGGAAGGGCAUGGUGUCAUGGGUGAUUUUCCAACCGCUAUGCGUGAUCCCGUGUUUUAUCGUUUGCAUAGCCAGGUGGAUAACGUUUUCGAUCAGCACAAACAAAAACUGCCAGCCUAUUUGAACAGUGAGCUUGCGUUCAGCGGAAUAACCAUUACAGACGUCGCUGCGCAUGUAACGAGCGGAAAAUCAAUCAAGAAUAGAUUGCUCACAUUCUGGCAGAGAUCACAAGUCGACCUGGGAACAGGGAUGGAUUUUGGGCCGCAUGGCAAUGUAGUAGCUACCUUUACCCAUAUCCAACAUGCUCCGUUUGCCUAUCAGAUUAUGGCUUUUAAUGAAUCGAAUCAGGAAAAAACAGCAACUGUUCGCAUCUUUUUAGCUCCUAUUAGUGAUGCUAAAGGAGAACAGCUUCUUCUCAAAGAUCAACGGCGCUUCAUGAUUGAAAUGGACAAAUUUGUAGUAAAACUGCAUCCUGGUGAAAAUCGUAUUAUUAGAAAAUCUGACGAAUCCAGCGUUACCAUACCAUACGAACGAACAUUUCGCCGUGUCGAUGCUUCCAGCAUGCCCGGAACCGACGGUUUUCGGUUCUGUAAUUGUGGUUGGCCAGAUCAUAUGCUGUUACCCAAGGGCAGUUAUAAUGGACAAAUAUUUGACUUAUUUGUUAUGCUUUCCAAUUAUAACGAUGAUUUGGUGCAAUCGGAAAUGAUACAGACCGAUGACUGCAAUGAUUCUCAUUCGUACUGUGGGCUUCAAGAUCAGAAGUAUCCCGAUAAACGCGCCAUGGGUUUUCCGUUUGACCGAAUUCCUAUUCCUGAGGAUCAAAUGAUGCAAGAUUUCGUAUCUAGAUUUUCAAAUAUGGAGCGUGCGGUCUUGGAAAUUGUUUUCAACAAUACAAUCAUCUCACGUACAUAAUGCUGGAUGUUAUAUAUAAUGCAGCGCACUGAAAGUUAGUUAUUAAUAAGUAUCAUGGAAAACAAGAGGAUAAAGGCAACAUGAAGCAUAAACGUCAGCGUAAACGCAAAGCGUAGUGACAAAAUGUAUACACGCUUAUGACUAAAAGUUUAUAGGUCCGGGAGUGAAAAACCGAGUGUAAACGCGGUUUGCAAAUCAUGUGCUCGUUAUGAGCUCUUUUUGUGCGUUGUAUCGAUAACCCCAGGAUACCAAAUUUAACAAUAUAACCCCAGGAUGCAAAAUUUUGGGCGAAAUUCGAAAAAAUUUCAGUGCAAUCCGUUUUGUAAAAUUCAACUCGGACAUAGCUGGAAUGUAUAUUUCUGGAUAACCACAUAUUAAUAAAAUAGAGAGAUUCUGCAAGAGAUUUUCUACCAAUAUAUGAUUUUU
Molecule: messenger RNA, 6832 nt
Organism: Anopheles darlingi
Lineage: Eukaryota; Metazoa; Arthropoda; Insecta; Diptera; Culicidae
Exons: 16
Coding region: 143-6406 (2087 amino acids)
Molecular function (GO): oxidoreductase activity
Source: RefSeq, a predicted model, not a curated record